AUAUAAAUACACUUUUUCCUCGAAAUUAGAAGAUCACAAGCUCCAGUACAAAUUUACUGGUACUAGUACAGUACCAGUACAAAAUUACUAAACAGAAGAACUACCAGCGCAUAUUUUCAGUCCAUAGAUCAGCGGUUCUUUUGAACAUUUUAUACAAUGUGGCUAGCGGCGAUAAAUGACAAAUUAAGACUGGAAUUUUACUUAAAAAAGAGAAAAGCGCUCAACAGGGCAGGCAACAUUUGUGGAAAGAGAACCAGUAAAUGAUGCUUCAUCCGAACUACGAUGGGUUGAAGGCCGAAAUAAAUGGUAAUGGGUCAUGUAAAGAAGCAACACUCGGAUCUGAACCGUUAUUUCUUUUUCUCACAGAUGGUGCCUGACGUGCCGAGUAUCCCAGAUUUUUCCGUGUUUUCAUUUCAGACUGCCAACUUCUACUUCUUUGGGGUUUGAAAGGUUAUUGAGAUGCUCAUAUUUAAGUGAAGCACCAAGAAGGACCAGUGCAAGAUACCCGACAGACUGACUUGAUAAAAGACACUUCAUAUAUUGCAGGGGUCUCAGUAACAGUUUCCGGUGAGCUACAUCAAGCGGGAGUGGGAAAGCUCCAUUACAUUUUUAAUGCAGCGCCACAAGGCAUCUUUUCGUGUGGAUGACGUUCGUUGAAAAGGGCUGGGCCCCUUCUGGGUGACGUCAGCUAGUGGUUAUUAAACGGUUCUGCACCGCCCCGCUCGGGAGACGGAGUGGGAGAAAGAAGAGGAGCCCGAACUUGUCUCAAACAUGGUCGGCUUCUCAGCCUGGUUUUGGAACGAGAGGUUCUGGCUCCCUCACAACGUCACUUGGGCCGACCUCAAGAACACGGAUGGCGCCGAAUAUCCUCAGGCCGCUGAUUUGUACUUCGCUUUCCCGCUGGCAAUCGGCAUUUUCCUCGUCCGCCUGGCGUUCGAAAGGUUUAUUGCCAAACCAUGUGCCUUGACCCUUAGAAUCCAAGCAAAUGGACCACGCAGAGCACAGCCCAAUGCUAUUCUAGAGAAAGUCUUUACGUCAAUUACAAAGUCUCCUGAUGAGAAAAGGCUCGAAGGUCUGUCCAAGCAGCUCGACUGGGAUGUCCGCAAAAUUCAGCGCUGGUUUCGACAUCGAAGAAACCAAGAUAAACCCAGCACGCUCACAAAAUUCUGUGAGAGCAUGUGGAGACUUGCAUUUUAUUUCUAUAUAUUCUUCUAUGGAGUGAGAUUUCUAUGGAAGGCUCCCUGGUUCUGGGAUACGCGACAUUGCUGGUACAACUACCCAUAUCAGCAACUGGUAUUUGACAUGUAUUAUUAUUACAUAAUGGAGCUGUCAUUCUACUGGUCACUGAUGUUUUCACAGUUUACAGAUAUUAAAAGAAAGGAUUUCCUCAUUAUGUUUCUCCACCACCUUGCAACGGUUGGAUUAAUCACAUUUUCUUACGUCAACAACAUGGUGCGGGUUGGAACACUUGUCAUGUGUCUUCACGAUGCGUCUGAUUUCCUUUUAGAGGCUGCUAAAUUAGCCAAUUAUGCCAAGUAUCAAAGACUUUGUGACACACUAUUUGUGAUGUUUGGUUUUGUCUUCGUCAGCAGUAGACUUGGCAUUUACCCAUUCUGGAUUUUAAAUACAACACUUUUUGAAAGUUGGGAGAUCAUUGGGCCAUACCCAUCCUGGUGGGUCUUCAACAUUCUGUUGCUGCUACUACAGGUUCUACACGCCAUCUGGUCAUAUCUUAUUAUACGCAUUGCAUACAAAGCUGUCGUUAAGGGAAAGGUCUCCAAGGAUGAUCGCAGUGACAUUGAGAGCAGCUCCGAUGAUGAGGAUUCCAUGACUAAUGGCACAAAACUCCACCACUACAGCCCUUGCAAAGGUGCCACCAAUGCCAAUGGAACCAAUGGGCACCUAACCACUGGAACAUGGGUGGGAGACCAUUAGAUGGUGUCCUCAUGGACUACGUAAUGUGGGUUAAGUGCAGAAAGGACGACUGUAAUGGAAAACUACCCCGCACUGGACAAUUUUUAAAAAUGAUAAAUAAUGAACUGUGUGUUGCUGCAUGGUAUCUGAGCCUACCUGCCUGCUCAGUAAUGUACACCUGCAAACCGCCCAGGCGUUCUGAUUUAUUUUCUCUCUGUUUGUGCUUUAGCAAUGUGAGAAAUUGAAGUGCAGCUUUAGAUGAGGAGGAUGGAGCCACACUGUGGAUUCUGUUGUCCCAUUCUCCCAUCUUCCCUCUCCCCAUUUAACCACCUGCACUGCUUUAAAUGGGCUUUGUGCAAUUUGUCGAAUUGCUAAAGGUGGAGUUUACAUUUCAGGCUGGUGUUGUUGUUGUGUUACAUUUUUUGUAAUUUUUUUUUUGGGGGGGGUUGGAUUGUUGGAAUUGAGGCACGUGAGUGAAGCCGAAGACCCUGGGAUUGAACUGUGGGGAUUGUGUGAUCAGUUUCAGGUGAUGGGUGUUCAGUUAAGUGGCGUGGGAAUGUAGGGAACUUUGGGGACAAUGGCAUCAGUGCCUGAAUUCUUCCCAUCCCUGGCAUGGGUAUUUUUAUAUAAAGGAACUGAAUAGUUUGCUAAAUCCAAAGAAUCAGGAGGAGAAUGGCUCAGGGGUCCGAAUUGUCAUUUUUUGUGAUGUCAUUCCACUGUUGACUAAAUGUUGAAACAGGUUUUGUGUGUGUGUGUAUGUGUGUCUGUCAGGGAGCUAAAAUGGAAUCCCUUUGGAAUUUCCUUUUGGGUAUCUAUAUGGGGUGGUCAGUUAUCCAUUAAACCGAGUUUUUUUUUAUUUUAAAAGGGAGCAUGUUGGAAAGUGUUUUUGUCUACUACUUAUGUUGCUGAAUCCCUGGGGUUGAAACUUCUCCAGAUUUCACUGCAAUAACAGUUAAAUAUGCCUAUAGGGGAUUGUUUUCAGGAAGAAUUUGCGUGGAACUGUUCCAAAAUGGUUUGUUUACAAGUUGCAGAGUUUAUCUUUUUUUCAAAAAAAGGGCACUCCAGCCGUGUCAACUACUUUCUACAAAGGUAACAGUGGUCUUUUUAACCAAUGAAAUUGUCAGGUGCUGAAGCUGUCUAGAGGUUAUAUGAUUACAUUAUAUAUCACAACUAACAGUCUUGAAUUUUUCCCCCUGUAAAAUUUUAAAUGGGGAUAUUGGUGUCUUUUAUGUAUGGUAAAUAAUUCCCACAAAUGGCAUUGUUGGGCUGGAGCCAGGAGAAUGAGAGUGUUCUAAUGUUUGCAAGCUCCUGCUGUUAAAGGCACCUAUAAAACAAUAGCUUCAGCUAACAGCUUUGGAAAUCCUCUUUAGUCCACUCCUGUACUUUCUUCCACCAUUCAUUUUGCCACAACCUACUGCUCAGAUGCCUGGCUGAGCUCAAACUGAUUGAUAGUUGGCUGGUGGAUUGAAUUGCUAUCCUGGUGCUGUGUCACUCCUCACCAAUUCUAAGAGUUGGGUAAAUCCAAAUUAAAUUGGCCCUGAAUUGAAUUAGGACUGAAGUCUAGCAAAAACUAGGCAUCUAUCCAAAGAUAUUUUUUGGGUUUUUUUUUUGGCCAACUCUUGUUCGUAGCUGGACUAUCCCAUUCACCCACAGCUACAGCCCACACCACAUUGGGUGCCCAUGAAGAAUGGAACCUUGAUGCGAAAGCCUGCCUGUUGUGAAAGGCUCUGAGUGUGCCACAAUGGUAGCUGUGGAUGGUAGUGCUGUGUCUGGGUGUGGUGCACCAAGCCUGCUCAUCCUGCAUAGCCUGAACUCCUGACAGUAAUCACUGCUGCUGCCUGUUCUAGAGCCUUGGAUUGUAAAACUGCAGAUCCCCUUUAACACUCUGAAAAGUUUCCUGUGUAGGCACAAGAGCCAAAAUAGUCAAAUCAAUGAUGUGGGUUAAAAUGGUGAGCUGACCUGAUCAAGAUUUAUUUUGGAACAGUUUCUGCAGUGAGUUUGUGUGGGGAGGCUGUUGGUAGCUAGAGUGCUUUCUGUUUUGGAUGUGAGCUGAUUUUUGUUGUUGUUUUCUGCAAUUUGAACUCAAUAGAAAAGACCUUAAUGUGGAAUGACCUGAAAGGUGACAGUUUGGACUCUUUUGAAGGACUUUCUGUAGCAAAACAAAACAAGUGAUUGGUUACAUGGCAGUAAGUUUUCUGCUGUUUGACCCACAAACAACUGUUGGAAUCUGUCCAAAAUCCUUUCAAUGUAGUGUUCUUGCUGGCUGAUUUGCAGAGUGUCUUGGGAGAUGCCUUGAAACCAUGUAAUCCUUGGUCAGAGCCUGAACUGACCAUUGUUUUUCUUACUUGCAUUUUUUUGUUGAGACAGAACUUUAAUAUUUAGUGUGUUCAGGACAAGGCUGUUUGAAGUCAAUUGUAUAAUCCAGCAUUGUAAACUACAGGAUUGCUUUGUUUUUUUUUGUUUAGUAGUCACAUUCAUGAGCAUCACAAUGAUUUUAAAAAAAUUUUUAAUCUUCAUUAUGGGGUACAACAUGAAUGUUUUAAAAUUGCUGUUCCACAGUUGCCCUGCCCUUUCAGACUUGUGGAGGAAGCUGUGCUGAGCCCAUAGCAUCUCACUUUUGAGUAGCAAAUUUUGUCUUGAACUGUUGAGUAAUAAUGAUGGGCCACCUCAUGAUUUGUUUAAUGGAGAGAUGGGAGGAAUUCACGAAAUUGCAGUUGAGAGCAUUUGAAUUCUGUAAUGUAAAGCUUGAUGUGAGCAUACUACAUUUUCACUAGUGAAGGUAACAUCGCCCACUCUGGAUCAGUUCAGAGUCACAAGAGUCUAGAAAAAUUGGGUUGCAGCAGGUCACCAUGUUUGAAUCUUUCAGAGGGAAUGUUAUUGUAUGCAGAAGUGUGUAUGGUGUAAAGUACUCCAAUUACUUGCCUUCAAGGUAAUAUGAUAUUCAUACAGAAGCAGUCUUGCACUGUCAGGUUUUUGUGUACAGCACGCCCAAGGAGAGUUUUUGAUCCCUGGGUAAUUCUGAGGCUUUCUACUUUGCCCUUUCUAAUGCUGAGCUCUUAAACCCAAUCUAUCAGGCAGGCUGGCUGGUGCUGACUAGACACAACGAAGAUUCUCUGAAGCAAGAGGGAGCUUUAACUUUGUAAGCUGGCAUUUGUGGGGGGGGGGGGAGAAAAUUGUAUUUCCACCACCUCUCAAACAUGGGCAUGCCUCAGAAGUGCAUGUGUGUGAGUUCUCUGAUAAAGGCAAAUGAAGUUGUUUUUUGCUGCACGUGACUAAUCAAAUAAUGAGAGUAUGUUGAAAUUUUAGAGGAACAAUGAAUUACUGUGUAUAUUCUACAAGUUUCCUCACUACCUUUUUGACUGUGACACCCUUUUAACUAUUGAGAUUGUAUGAACUCUUCACUUUUGUUAUCCUAUUCCAGUUGAAUAUCAUGUCUUCCUCUACUGAUCAGCUCAGCCAGGCUGGGUUUCCUUUUGGCUUCUCUUUAGCUUGUGGAAGUGGUGGAGGGGGUAUAAUGGAAACCUAUACCUUGUUUAUUAUAUGAAGUGGACAUUGCUCCAGGAAUUUGAUCCAGCCACUUUUUUAAAAAAAAAUAGCUCCAACCUGUUAUAACGGGGUGGAUUUGAUAUUUUUACAUUACAUAGACCUGGAUGCUAGCUGUCCCUUACAAUGUGCACAGGCUGGAAAAGCUGGGCUGGAGUUGGGACUGAUGGAUUCUCUAACUGUGCUUGGAGAAUUACUGGAAUACAGAAAGCUUUCAACUGUAAACUGGAUCUCAUUUUGAAAAAGGUGAAUUUGUGUAAUGAUGCUUCAUGAAAAGAUUUGCAAUUUAUAUCAUUCCUUUGAAUGGAUGGACUCUUGUUAACUUUUGUAAUGCUCUGCUGGACCAGUCAUAUUAAAGUAUGAGAUCACUGUGUGAGCUGCGUAAAAUUGACCACCUACUAUUUGCUUGUUAUAAUGUUGACUGUUUCUUGGUAGAUAUCUGUGGUUUGGCCCUGCAUCUCUACAGCAAUUAUUUUAUCCUUUGUUUUGCAGCAUAGGUGCCACCUCUUACACUGGUUUGGACCUGGCCAAGGCAGCAGUGUCUGAGUUGUUUAAUUAUCAAAAAAUGGAAGAAGCCAAUAAGAAUGGAGCUACUUGAUUUCUUUAAAACACCAGUAGCUUGUUUGGUAACCUUGUCACCUGAUGUACAACACAAGUGUACAAAAUAGGAAAUCCCAGAGUUGAUCAUCAGUGUAGAAUUGCAAAAGUUGACACCUUCAGGAGUCUUGGAGCAAAUGGCACCACUUACUGAAACACAGUUUCUGUUUUGAGGUGAUUUUUGAUACUCUUGGUAGGCACUCCCUUGUGGUGUGAAUGAUUGGAUGACUGGUGGGGGGGUUAUUGGAGAGAAAUGAUGGGGCUUGUUCUGUUGGACAUGCAACUCCACCUGUUUUGAUUUGUGUUGAACUGUUUAUAUUGCUGUAGAAUGCUACUUUUCUGUGCUCAAUUCAGCCCAUUUCUGCAUUGCAGAUGCUGGCUGAGCUUUUGUUCAGUCUUGGCCAGGCUGUCAAAUGAUGGAAGAUGGAGGAUUUUUUUUUUGGGCUCCACGCUGCCUUCUGAGCCAAACACCCCAAUGACUAGAUCUAAGUGGCUUUAGCAACAGCAGUGAUUUAGGGGAGGGGGUGGAGGACAACCUUGUUAAUUACAGUACCAAAAUUGCCUUGCAUUUUAAAUCAAUGCAUCAAACUUUCUGUCAAUACAGACUCGUGGUUUGCAAUGACAAGCUGUGGAUGUGUUGGUGGAAAUUCUUGUAAUUCUGUUUUUUUUUACUGGAUACAUUGCAAUAAAAAUAUUGUUAAAUAUUUUAAA
This is a messenger RNA of Hypanus sabinus (Atlantic stingray), 6765 nucleotides long. RefSeq names its product ceramide synthase 5 (gene cers5). Lineage: Eukaryota; Metazoa; Chordata; Chondrichthyes; Myliobatiformes; Dasyatidae. The coding region runs from base 772 to 1935 and encodes 387 amino acids. Gene Ontology annotation, biological process: ceramide biosynthetic process. Gene Ontology annotation, cellular component: membrane. The transcript is spliced from 10 exons. Gene Ontology annotation, molecular function: DNA binding; sphingosine N-acyltransferase activity. The record is from RefSeq and is a predicted model, not a curated record.